AUGCCUAAACGCUCUCGACAGGUGCAAACGGCCCUCAUGAACCUUGGGCGCUGGGCAAAGAAAACAAAGAUUUCAGCUGAGAAGAAGGAGAAUAUUAGUAUUCCUACAGUUGCUACAGUAUCACCUGGCUCUGUAGCUUUAGUUCAUGAUUAUCUUACCAAUCAUCAUGCCCAUUCUCCACUCUCGAACUUGGGUGCAGCUGCCAUAAACCAUGCCGAAUGUGCUACAGCGGAGGAAGUCACUUGUCCAAGUCAAUUGUCCACAGACAUUGAAUUGUCUGUGUUGCAUGCUGACUUGAAGGAAUCAGCAGACUUUGGGGUACUGGAGUCAGAAGAAACCUUGGAUUCAGACUCGGAGACUCUUCCGAGUCAUUUUGACUGGACAUCAGACAGUGGGGAAGUGGAUGAUGAACCUGGUGGGAUAGAGGGUUACGAGACCUUGGACGGCACACUCAAAGACGGUGCGGCACUUUCUAACUCGGAAAUUACCUGUCAGCGCUCCGACUCUGCACCCCCCAAUCUCCCCUCCUCAGCUUCUCAGGAAUAUGAUGUUCCUUGGCAUUCAAUUGAUGCCCGAACACCACCCGGUGUUGACAAAGCACGUCUUGCAUUAAAUGACCUGAAAAAGUUGCUUCACCCGACUCGCAAUAGUGGGCAUGGAUAUAAACCAUCUGGACUCACCUCUCUUCUUGAGAAACAAUUGACGUGGAUGGAGUAUUUCCUGUGCACAUAUGUAAGCGGCACGCCAUGGUCGAGUGCAGCACUUCAGACGGUGAAAUUUGUAGGGAAGGGGACUCACAUGUCUCGGACAGUGCGGCAGUGGUCAAAAACCUAUAUUCUGGACCGUGGGAAUUUACCGUUGUCAAAGUGCAGUGGAGACUGGACGAAAUCUCGGAUCAAUGAUGAAGAUUUGAAGGAGGAACUGCUCACGCACCUUCAGUCGCUUGGCAAAUAUGUCACUGCCAUUGCGGUCGUCAAUUAUCUUGCACGGCCAGAUGUACAACAGCGAUAUCAGUUGUCGAAGACUAUUUCAUUGGUGACGGCUCAGCGCUGGAUGGAGAACUGUGGCUUUUGA
Messenger RNA from Suillus paluster, 1074 nucleotides. RefSeq lists its product as uncharacterized. Lineage: Eukaryota; Fungi; Basidiomycota; Agaricomycetes; Boletales; Suillaceae. The transcript has 2 exons. The record is from RefSeq and is a predicted model, not a curated record. The coding region runs from base 1 to 1074 and encodes 357 amino acids.